GCUGAAUCCUCACGCGAUUUCGUCCCUGCCGCUUGCACUCAACUUCCGAAUCUACCCGAAUGCAAGGUUGCUAAAUGGAACGCGCAACGGAACAUUCUCUUGAAUCGCUUGGAAACACGACGCAGACAAGCAGAAAGAACUGUUGAACGCCGAGUUUUUGACGAACCUCUUACUGAUCGACAAAGUAAAAAGCUAGCUGAAUUUAUGGCAAUGCUUGGAAGAUUACGGAGGAGCGGGAACAAAACCGAGCCGGCUGGCGAAUUUGUAACAAAGACGCACUCUGAUGCCGAUUUGAGAGAGAAGGAAACUGGUAACGGUAGCGAGAACAAUGUUGAAGAGGGUUUUAUUCCUGAAAAGGGCGAAGGAAUACAUCGUAAACUCAAGGUCAAGGAGACAGAAUCUGAAGGUACUGUCACCGAAUUUGAACAUUUCAAUAUCCUUAUGUUGCGACGACUUCGAAAUCUUAGCAGCCCGCCUUUAAGGAACCCCCUCUCACUCCACAGGACCACCUCAGAGGACUGA
Molecule: messenger RNA, 522 nt
Organism: Ostertagia ostertagi
Lineage: Eukaryota; Metazoa; Nematoda; Chromadorea; Rhabditida; Trichostrongylidae
Source: the annotation of a GenBank genome assembly